CAAGGCAGAAGUGAUCGUUACAGACGGAGUUCGCACCGGAGCCUGAAGCACAGGUGACGGGACUCGGUGGCUGUAACGGCGGGAGAUGCUUGAUCUUUCCUCAUCAUGGAGAAUCACGUGUUUGGGUCUGUAGAAGAGCGGACCUUCCAGUACCAGGACUCCCUCCCUCCUCUCCCCGUCCCUUCCCUGGAGGAGUCUUUGUCUAAGUACUGUGACUCAGUAAAACCCUUUCUGAAAGAAGAAGAAUAUAAGAAGACUUGUAGGAUCGUGAAAGACUUUGGAAAUGGAAUAGGCAAAGAACUCCACCAGAAGCUCCUAGAGAGGGCAAGAACGAGGAAAAAUUGGCUGGAGGAAUGGUGGCUGAAUGCAGCGUAUCUCGAUGUACGGAUGCCGUCUCAGCUCAAUGUCAACUUUGGCGGCCCUGCCCCUUACCUGGAGCAUUACUGGCCUCCUAAACUUGGCACCCAGCUCGAAAGGGGGAGCAUAACGGCAUAUUAUACCCUGAAAUACUGGGAUCUCAUCAGGAGGGAGAAGCUGGCCGCUCACAAGGCGAGGGCUUCACCCCUGGACAUGGCCCAGUUCCAAAAUUUGUUCAACACCUGCAAGAUCCCCGAUGUGACCAGAGAUCGCAUUUGCAACUACUUUAAGACUGAAUCGGAGGGCAGCUGUCCCACUCACCUGAUUGCCAUGUGCCGGGGACGGAUCUUCACCUUCGAAGCUGUUCUCAACGGCCAGAUCCUCUCUCCUCCAGAAAUAUUAAGGCAGCUUUCGUACAUCCAGAACCUUUGCCAGAGUGGCCGGGACGGCCUGGGACUGUCCGCAUUGACCACAGAGGAGCGAACGCGCUGGGCCCUGUCUCGUGAACACCUCAUUAGCCUCGACCCAAAGAAUUUAUCUCAUCUGGAGCGGAUUCAGAGCAGUUUGUUUGUUGUGUCUCUCGAUGACGAAUGUCCCGAUGGAUCGCCCGAGGAUUACAGCCAGAUGACCUGGAUGGCCUUGGCUGGAGACCCGACUAUACGCUGGGGUGACAAAUCCUACAACUCCAUCUUGUGGCGCAAUGGCGUGUUUGGCUCUAACUGUGAUCACGCCCCCUAUGACGCCAUGGUGCUUGUGGCAUUAUGUGACUACAUUGAUCAGAACAUCAAGGCCUAUGAGGGGCGCUGGAAGGGCUCGCCCUUCGUCCGGGAGCUUCCAGAUCCCGAGGAGAUGGUCUUCACUGUGGAUCAGAAGGUUAUAGAUGACAUUGCUCUGGCCAAAGCUCAGUAUCACACUCAGGCUUCUGAUUUACAGGUCGCCAAUUACGCCUUUACGUCUUUUGGAAUGCAUGUGAAGAAGAAGAAACUUCACCCAGACACAUUUGUCCAGCUUUCCCUCCAGUUGGCAUUUUACAAACUUCAUGGACGCCCCGGUAGCUGUUACGAGACGGCUACAACUCGGAUGUUUUAUCACGGUCGCACAGAAACCAUGAGGCCGUGUACAGUGGAAGCUGUAAACUGGUGCCGCUCCAUGCUGGAUCCGGCUUCUACUCACGCCCAACGCCGGGAACUGAUGCUGAAGGCAUUUGCAAAGCAUAACAAGAUGAUGGAUGAAUGCCAGCUUGGCAAAGGAUUUGACCGCCAUCUACUGGGUCUUCUCCUUAUUGCAAAGGAACAAGGACUUGCCGUACCAGAGUUGUUUAACGACUCCGCUUUUACAAAGAGUGGAGGAGGCGGCAACUUUGUCCUUUCCACGAGUCUUGUCGGCUACACAUCGGUCCAUGGAGCUGUAGUCCCCAUGAUACACGAUGGAUAUGGCUUUUUCUACAGAAUCCGAGAUGAUCGGAUUGUUGCAGCCUGCACUGCCUGGAAGUCCAGCCCUGAAACCGAUGCGGAUAAGCUGUGCCGGACCGUGUUCCAGAACUUCCUUGACAUGGUGCAGCUGAUGCUCAGCCCUCAGCUGUAGUUGGCGUCGACCACACGACUGUUUGUUCUUAAUUUUCUUUUUAGCACAAUGUUUACAGAUCAUUGACCACCGCAGUCCUACAGGCAGAGCCAGCUGCAUUGUCCUACCCAUAUUUAAAGGCGAGCUCCUCUGAGGUUGAGCUUUUGCCAUACAGAAAUUGCUUUCAGCAAUGUCAACUGCUGUUUGGGCUUCAGGGGUGCACUUACUUAUGCAACUGUCUGAAGUGCCCUCUGUUACCAUUGGGCCUUUCUAAUCUGUUAUGCACAGAUGUAUAGAAGUCUGCCUUGGUAAACUCUGUACCUAUUUUUGGUGACCGGGAGAUAGGAACACAUGAGAUAGUUGGAGUAGUUGCCCAUUGUGAGCAAUUAGAGGCCCUGUGAGGGAGAAAACAAAAACCUUUUGCCAUUGGCAACUACAGAUGUGUCCUCCUUGCCUUUUGUUCUUGGCUCAUUAUAUCCUGAGAAGUUUGUUUCAAGAUGACUAGCUUUGAAAAAAAAAAAAAAACAUGAUUUUGUGAUACUAUGUCACCAGAUGUCUACCCUACAUAUGUCUAUAUGUGGCCAUCUGGUGGUUUUGAUGUGAAUUGCACCCUGUAAAGGGUAAAAGUAUCCUGAAUAUUGUAUGGAGUUGUGUAUAGUGAGCAAAUUGUAAAGGUGGACUCAUCUGUAGUCUUUCUAUUGCACCAGUUUUAAAUCCCAGGUUUUCUACAUAUGUGGGUCACCUGGCUUCUUGAGAUUGGUGAUGAGAUUUGCAGAAUAUUUUGAGAGCAGAAUAUUGCUGACCUGUCCUCAGGAUAUGUUAUUAAUAUCUCUAAGGGGUGUCUGACACCCUGUACCCCCGCCGAUCAGCUGUUUGAAGAGGCUGGUGAGCCCUGCGGUCACUUCCUAGGCCAUUAAUGACACGUUCAUCAGUCACAUGAAUGGGCUUGGGCUGUAGUACCGAGCACAGCCACUAUACAUUGAACGGCGCUGUGCUUGGUAAGAAGAGAUCACCGGAACGCCGUGGGCUCUUCAAAUAGGUGAGCGGUGGCUGUGAUGGGAGUCAGACCCCCACCUCUCCGAUACUGAUGACCUGGGCAUAGGCUUUUAAUAUUCUACUCCCAGGAAGACCCCUUUAAGUAUCACCUAACUCAAUUACAGUAGUGCCACAGGAAAGAGCCUCGAAACAGGAGAUAGAGCAGGGAUCUCCUGUCAAUGUUCCCCAGUGAAGAACUCUACAGUCAUCUUCUCCUCAGACUAAAAUGGCUGAUAACAGGGAACGAAAGAUUGUAAUCCUAGUUAGACUAGAUCAGGGUUUCUCAACUCCUGUCCUCGGGACCCACCUACCGGUCACUUACCUGUGGUAAGUCCUGAUGCAUGGACACUAAUUAUAUCACCUGCUCAAUACUAAGGAAAUCCUGAAAACAUGACUGGCAGGUGGGUCCCGAAGAACCGCAGUUGAGAAACCCUGGACUAGAGAAAUAACAUGAUAGGCGCUGUCUUUUUCGGAUGGGGCUGUUUUAAAGAAAACAAGCUCGUGUUAUAUGCAGUAUUAGGGGACGUAGAGCAAAUACGAGGGGUGGAGAAGACCACAAGACUGAAAUCAGUGGCGGAUGGCCAUAGAUUCAGCGGGUAGCGGUUCACGCCUUAUUUUCCCAUAACAUGGUCAUAAGAAGGACAUUAGUCUAUUGGGCAGACUAGAUGGGCCAAAUGGUUCUUAUCUGCCGACACAUUCUAUGUUUAAGUAUUAUCACAGCCGUUUAAUUUCCAAAAGGGCUCCCAGCAGCAUGUCCUACCUCAAUGAACCCAAAGGGGGCAGUACUCUCGAUAGUAUCUGUGCCACCCAUUAGUUUAUUCCGCCAGUUUUCCCCACAAUGCAACCGGCUCUGUCUGUAUCGUGACGCCAAACAAUGCAAACCAAAUGCGUGAAACCGCGCAAAGUACAGAAUGCAAAAUCAAUGCAAUCUCGUAGGAAAGCCACUGGAGCGCAGCGGCCGCGUUGUGCGCAGGGAGGUCCGUCAGCCAUCACUUAUUUUAAUUAGAUGAUUUCGAAAUGCUUAGGAGUAAAUUAGACGCCAUAUUGCUAGAUUGCGCUUUACUUUUCAUAAAUUCACUGAGGUUGUCGGUACCGUCCGAAAUUCUGGACAUAAAAGAUGUCCUUACCUCUCAUCAUAAGUAGAUUUUUUUUUAUUUUUUUUUGCAUUUUUGGUUUUAAACCUAGUGAAAAAAAAAAUUUCAUUUAAAAAAAAUAUAUAAUAAUGUGAUAAAUCCUGAGCAGUAUUUUAUUUCUUAUGUAAUCACCCCUUUAAGUGGAGCACAUUCACCUACUGGGGCAACAUAAACCUGGUAAAUAUACUCAACGUUAGAGGGUAUGCCUAAGCAGAUGUAGUAAUUACUUAAAGGGGUUCUCCAUUUCAGGUUCUACUUGUUAAUAGGGCAUCUUGAUAAAAAGCAGAU
This is a messenger RNA of Bufo gargarizans (Asiatic toad), 4376 nucleotides long. It is a transcript of the gene CROT, whose product is annotated as carnitine O-octanoyltransferase. NCBI's taxonomy places the organism in Eukaryota, Metazoa, Chordata, Amphibia, Anura, Bufonidae. The record is from RefSeq and is a predicted model, not a curated record. Gene Ontology annotation, cellular component: peroxisome. Gene Ontology annotation, molecular function: carnitine O-octanoyltransferase activity.